Messenger RNA from Propithecus coquereli (Coquerel's sifaka), 1402 nucleotides. RefSeq names its product zinc finger protein 837 (gene ZNF837). Gene Ontology annotation, biological process: regulation of transcription by RNA polymerase II. The coding region runs from base 1 to 1323 and encodes 440 amino acids. Gene Ontology annotation, molecular function: DNA-binding transcription activator activity, RNA polymerase II-specific; RNA polymerase II cis-regulatory region sequence-specific DNA binding. Lineage: Eukaryota; Metazoa; Chordata; Mammalia; Primates; Indriidae. The record is from RefSeq and is a predicted model, not a curated record. The transcript has a single exon. Gene Ontology annotation, cellular component: nucleus.
AUGGAGGCUCCGGCCCAGAACGCUGGGCAGGGAGGACUCCCCAAGGCUGAUUCCCAGGGAGCCUCCCCAGGCCGGCAGGAGAGGCCCGAGAAGGAACCGAGGUCCCUCGCAUUGGACCCAGGCGGGAAACGCCCCACUCAGAAGGGGAACCUUGGUGGAGGGGCGGCGGGCAGCAGGAAGACUCCCCACGGCGGGGGCUCCUGUAGCUGCAGCCUCGACGUGCGCCCUGGCCCACGGGCCUGGCACAGCGCCGGAGCCGGACCCCAGGCGCGGGAGCCCUGCGGCCCCGCCUGCCCGCAGGACCCAGGCCUGUUCACCCCCGAGGGCGAGGGCCCCUGUCGGAGCCUUGCGGGCGCUGAGGGCUCCGGCCACAGCUCUUGCCUGGCACGGCCUUUCAGAGCGCCCCGGGAGGAGGAGGCCCGUGUGUGUGACCACUGCGGCCACCGGGAGUGGCUCCAGAGCUGCCCGCGGGCUCAGCUUCGCGAAGUCCACUCGGACUGCCGGCCGUGCGCACGCAGGACCCUGCAGCCGACCCCCCUCCGGCGGGGACCCUCUGCGAAGUGGCCCCGGGCGUGCGCGUGCAGCGAGGCCUUGGCCUGGAGGGCCCCGCAGGAGCCCCGCCCGUGCGCCCGGUGCGGGAAGCGCUUCGGCCCCAAGGAGCAGCAGCAGACGGGCGCGGGCCCCUCAGUGUGUGCCGAGCGCGGCCGGGCCCCCGACCCCCCGGCCCAGCGGCCGUACGCGUGCGACGAGGGCGGCAAGGCCUUCGUGCGCUGCUCCGGCCUCUUCCGCCACAAGGGGACGCACCCGGCCCGGCGCGCCCUCCUGCGGGGCUGCGUGCCCUGCGGCCACUGCAGCCAGCCGGGAUCCCGACGGGGGCCCGCGGCCGGAGAGAAGCCCUACGCGUGCCCCGACUGCGGCAAGGCCUUCAACCACCGUUCGAACCUGAGCCGGCACCAGCGCACGCACAGCGGCGCCAAGCCGUACGCGUGCCUGCUGUGCGACAAGGCCUUCAGGGGCCGCUCGGGCCUGGUGUACCACCAGCGCGCGCACACGGGCGAGCGGCCCUACGUCUGCCCCGAGUGCGGCAAGGCCUUCCGCGGCUGCUCCGAGCUGCGCCAGCACAAGCGCCUGCACUCGGGCGAGCGGCCCUACGCGUGCGCGGACUGCGGCAAGGCCUUCGUGCGCAACUGCACGCUCGUGCGCCACCUGCGCACGCACACGGGCGAGCGGCCCUACGCCUGCGCGGACUGCGGCCGCGCCUUCAGCCAGCGCUCCAACCUGAACGAGCACCGGCGGCGGCACGAGGGCCGCGCGGCGCCCUGAUGGCCGGGAGCGGGGAGUGGACGCGGGGCGAGGGGCGGUUGUCCCCGACACCUCACAGACGUUCGCAACCUCUGUUAAA